AUGAACAAUGUUAUCAAGCGCAUUGACGAAGUGGCGGCUUCGUGUGACGCUAUCGGGUUUCGCCAGGCGGAGGCUGAGAGCCGCACCUCCGCUCUGGAGGACGACAUGGCGCCGCUGCAAGCCAGAGUGAACGAGCUGAUUAAGUCCAAUUCAGAGCUAGCGUCGCAAGUUUUGGAUCUCCAGGCUCGAUCAAGGAGGGAUAAUUUAUGCGUCUCUGACAUCUCCAUUGACCGUGCCCACCGCACAUUUGGUCCAGCUGCUGAUGACCGCCCUCGCCCAGUCAUCAUCAAGUUUCAUCGCUCGAGGGACGUCACCACGGUAUUGUCUGCAGCUAAACGCGCGGGGGACCUGCAGUACGAGGAUCGCCCUCUGCGCAUAGUGCCUGACAUCCCCCCGCGGUGCAACUCAUCAGGAGAGGCUUCACCGACGUCUGCAUGGAGCUCAUCAAGAGAAAAAAGCCGCAACAAGCCGAAGAGAGGAGGCGAAGGCGCAGCGCAGAAACGAGAGAAGAGAGAGGAAGCGCGGCGCGACACAGAGACGAAAGCGAAGCGCGACACGAGCGCCGACCGCGAGAGACAGCAGAGAAGAGGCGCGACAAGAGAGCGACGCGAAAGACGAGACGAUCGAAGCGGCGACGAACGCGAAGAGAAGACCCAGCGAGAGAGAAGCAGACGGAAGAGACAAUGCGAGAGAACACCGCGAGAGAAGAGACGACGAGCCGACAAGAACCGAGAAGCAGAUGACAGCGCAACAGACAACGAGCCGCGAGCAGAGUACAGAAAGACAGAGAAAGAGCCACAGAGCAGAUAA
This is a messenger RNA of Knipowitschia caucasica, 810 nucleotides long. NCBI's taxonomy places the organism in Eukaryota, Metazoa, Chordata, Actinopteri, Gobiiformes, Gobiidae. The record is from the annotation of a GenBank genome assembly.